This is a messenger RNA of Paramecium tetraurelia, 523 nucleotides long. RefSeq lists its product as uncharacterized. The record is from RefSeq and is a predicted model, not a curated record. The transcript is spliced from 3 exons. Lineage: Eukaryota; Ciliophora; Oligohymenophorea; Peniculida; Parameciidae.
AUGUACUAAAUUUAUUUGACUUUUUUAAGAGACAUCGAUGUCGAAUUGAAGAAAACACUUGAAUCAUCUACACAAGUUGUAAAUGAUCACAUUUUGCAAAGAACAUGUAAACAAUAAGACCUAGAAUUCGUGACUAAAAAAUUAGAAGAUUUCAAAUUUCAAGUUGAUAAGUAUGGCAUUUAGGCGAUAGAAAAGUUUAGAGAAAAUUUAAAAGCCAAUAUAGAGGGACCAAUUCAAGCUUAGACACAUUUUAUAGCCAUGAAAAAUCAAAGACAAAAAAGUAAGUCUUAUAAGAUGGAUGAUCUGGAAAGAGUUAUUGAUAACAGAAUCUAAGAAGCAAGUGAAAAAUAGAAACAACAAUUAAUUCAUUAUUUGGACACAUUUGAAGAAGAAUUCAGAUUUCAAAAUUAGGAAAUGGCUAAUGAAUAUUAAUAAAUUGAAAAGGAACUACAGGACUUAUAACUAAAGGAUUGAUUCAAUUUUAUUUUAUCUAUUUUUCAUGCAAAAUAGUAAUAAAGAAUUA